AUGACCGGCGGCACCAGCGACACCGGGGCCCCGGAUGCCAUUGACCAGGCCACCCAGCACCGGUACCGGGUGUUCAAGAAAAACAGCCCGUACCUCUACGACUACCUCUGCACAAACUCGCUUUUGUGGCCGUCGUUGUCCGUGCAGUUUUUCCCCGAUCUCGAGGUGCCCGAUGCAAAUGCGCCCGGCGCCACCGUGCCCCCUCCGGCGGCCCCGAAACUGCAACUGUCCACGCAGCUUGCCCAUCAGAGAUUGCUCCUCGGCACGUUUACCUUGGGCCAGGCCGUGGACGCCAUCCACUUGUACCAGGUGCCGUACUACCGCAACUUGAACCGGUGCAUAAACACCGACCACUGGGCGUACAACUCCGAGAAGGAGGAGUUCGAGCUCCCGACGGUGUCGAAAACGAAGCCCCGGGUGCUCCAGCUGAUCAACCACCACGGCGACGUCAACAGGCUCCGGUACAUGCCGCAAAACCCGGACGUUUUGGCCAGCGCCAACAACGUGGGGGACUUGUCCGUGUACAACCGGACGAAACACGCCACCAUCCGCAAACUCGGCGAGGAGCUGAGGAUCAACGAGCCGCAGCUUCGCCUCGUCAACAGCAGUGGCGCGAGAGCCACCGAUAUCUUCGCCCUCGACUGGAACAGGCAGGCUCAGUCCGUGGUGGUCUCGGCGUCCAUGGACGGCCAGAUCAACGUCUUUGACGUGCAAGGAAACUACGCUGCUCGCAGCUCCGCCAACGUGAUUCACGAAACCUGGACGGCACAGCACGCGGCCGCGAUCAACGAUAUAGAGUGGGCGGCGAAGCACGACGCCGUGUUCUUGGCCGCGGACGACGCCGGGGCGCUUUCCGUGUUUGAUACGCGUGCUCCGGGCACGCCGCUCCAGACGCUGGCAGGCUCGGUGCCGAAAAACAGCGUCAGCAUCAAUCCCAGCAGCGACUUCUGUGUGGCCUCGGGCGACUCACAGGGCCAGAUCGAAGUAUGGGAUCUCCGGGCCUUGCUGCAAAGUGCCCGGGUGCUUCCGGCGCAUCUGGACGCCAUCACGCAGGUGAAGUGGCACCCGAGGUUCCCGGCCAUCCUAGGCUCGUCGUCGGCCGAUCGCCUGGUGAAGAUCUUCGAUAUGUCCGAGCCCGCCGACGCGCUCCUAUUCAGCCACGAGGGCCAUAUGCUUGGCGUCAACGACUUCGACUGGUCGUUGCACGAGGACUGGAUGGUGGCCAGUGUUGCCGACGACAACUCGCUUCACUUGUGGAAGCCCGCGCACCACGUGUUCAAGAAGCUCUACGCAGAGGGCCUACCAGGUAUAUAG
This is a messenger RNA of Metschnikowia bicuspidata var. bicuspidata NRRL YB-4993, 1314 nucleotides long. RefSeq lists its product as uncharacterized. The coding region runs from base 1 to 1314 and encodes 437 amino acids. Gene Ontology annotation, molecular function: histone binding. Gene Ontology annotation, cellular component: cytoplasm; Rpd3L complex; nucleus. The transcript has a single exon. Gene Ontology annotation, biological process: regulation of gene expression. NCBI's taxonomy places the organism in Eukaryota, Fungi, Ascomycota, Pichiomycetes, Serinales, Metschnikowiaceae. The record is from RefSeq and is a predicted model, not a curated record.